UGUUUGUUUUCCAGAGAGAAAGGCAUUAAAGAUCCCAUUUUUCUCGAAAGGGUCGGUCAGAUCUUUUUCGGUGUCGCCAAUUGUCAUCUUCUCUGUCGGCUAAACCCUUACUUGGUACUUUGUUUCUUUUUCCGGUGCGUUUUGUCCAAGGGAAGCAGGAGAAGAUGAAGAGAGACAGAGAUGGCAAGAAGACGCUCGUGAAGCCAUUGUUCCCUAGGGUUCAUCUUCGGGACACAGAGAAAGGAUCUUACAGAGCUCCUCCCAGGAACAAGAUGGCUCUGUACGAACGAUUCACCAUCUCUCCUCCUAAAUCGAAUCAUCAGGGUUUCCACUCGGGCUAUGAAACUGAAUCGGGUUUGAACUUCUCAGUUCAGCAAUUUCCCUCUGUGAUAUCAGUUCCUGUCUCACGGGAACACCAUGUCCAUCGGUCUGAUGCUAUGAGCGUGAUUUCUCCUGCUUCGAGACGGGUUUCGAUGGAACCGAGGUUCAACCAUUGUCAAAGCGAUGCUGAAAACGUUUUGUAUUGCGGAGAUGGCGAAACGGGUAAUGCAGCUGAGAUCUCGAGUAGCUUGGAUGAUGGAAUUCUUCCCGAGAAGAGAAGCGGAGAACCGAUUGUAGUCGAUGACAAUGUUGAUGACAGCUACACCUAUACUGGUGUUUCAGAUGUUUCUCUAGUAGAUUCUGGAUUGGGACGGGAAAUACCUCUGGACGAUGUCGUGGGCUCGAUUGGUCAGAAACGUUUCUGGAGAGCGAAACAUGCGAUUUCCAAGCAACAGAGAUUGUUUGCAAAACAAGUCUUUGAGUUGCACCGUUUGGUUAAGGUCCAGAGACUUAUCGCCCACUCGCCUCAUCUCGUGUUUGAUGAUGCCGCCAUUAAAGUAAAACCUUCUCAAAAGAAGGAGAAGCUUCCAAAACCUUGCUCUGUAGUAAAACCAUGGGACAACGAUGAUGAGCGUGACCCGGAAGGUUCUGCUGAAAACACUCCCGGGAGAUUCCCGUCCCUACCUCAGAUGAAAGCCCAUAAUCUUCCUUCGAAUCAGCUUUACCUCCGGGGUAUACCAAUGGCAGCUAAUCUCGGAAGAAGUAUCCAGCAAUCAUCUGGGCACCACUGGUUGAUCCCUGUGAUGUCGCCUUCCGAAGGACUCAUCUACAAGCCAUGCCCUGCACCAUCGAGCUUUGGAGGAUGGGGGCGUUUCUCUAAUUUCGCAUUCCCUCCUUUUGGGUUCCCCCCUCCUCCUCCUCUGUUGUGUCAGCAAAAGGGAGCAUUCUCUCUACCGGUCGCUCACCCGAUGGUCAACCACUUUCCUCCCUACAACAUGCCAGUUAUUUACCCAACAUCAUUCCCAGGGAUGCAUAUGGACCAGAGAACUCACUCUAACCGAAGCGGUUCGACCGUUCGAGACCAGGACUCGUGUAAUAUGCUUGGGCCGGUUAAUGGGACCACACCACCACAGGUCACAAGAGACAAUGUCCGGUUAGAGCCAAGGCAACAGGUCGAGGAUGCAUCUCGUAGGCCAUCAAACCUUGGGGAUUCAGAUGAAACGAACAUGGUGCAGCCAGGGCGAGUGGUUCGGGCUGUGCCAUGUAAUCCCAGACUGGCACCGGAAUCUGCCGCCCGGAUUUUCCGUUCCAUUCAGGAAGAGAGAACUCGGGCUUGACUCGGUUUUUUGGAAUCGUUUAAACAAUUUGGGAAUGUUUUGUCGGUUUUGUGAUUUAGGGUUUAUCAUCUUUUUA
Messenger RNA from Tarenaya hassleriana, 1734 nucleotides. Its product is annotated as protein EARLY FLOWERING 3-like. NCBI's taxonomy places the organism in Eukaryota, Viridiplantae, Streptophyta, Magnoliopsida, Brassicales, Cleomaceae. Bases 165 to 1658 code for a protein of 497 amino acids. The transcript is spliced from 4 exons. The record is from RefSeq and is a predicted model, not a curated record. Gene Ontology annotation, biological process: regulation of photoperiodism, flowering.